AUGUUCCUGCCCCAGGGGGUCCGCUGGCUGCAGGGACCGGGAACCGCACGUGCCCCCAGAACGCCGUGUUCCCAUUCAUCUGUCUGUCCUCCUGUCUGUCUGCUCAUUCAUCUGUCUGUCCUGUCUGUCUUCCCAUUCACCUGCCUGCCCUUCUGUCCGUCUUCCCAUUCAUCUGUCUGUCCAUCUGUCCCUCUUCCCAUUCAUCUCCUGCCCUUCAGUCCCUCUUCCCAUUCACCUGCCUGCCCUUCUGUCCCUCUUCCCAUUCAUCUCCUGUCCUUCUGUCUGUCUGCCCAUUCAUCUUUCUGUCUUCCCAUUCAUCUGUCUGUCCAUCUGCCUGUCCUCCUGUCUGUCUGCUCAUUCAUCUGCCUGUCCUUCUGUCUGCCCAUUUAUCUGUCUAUCCUUCUAUCUACCCAUUCACCUGCCUGUCCUCCUGUCUGUCUGCUCAUUCAUCUGCCUGUCCUCCUGUCUGUCUGCCCAUUCAUCUGCCUGUCCUCCUGUCUGUCUGCCCAUUCAUCUGUCUGUCCUUUUGUCUGUCUGCCCAUUCAUCUGUCUGUCCAUCUGCCUAUCCUUCUGUCUGUCUGCUCAUUCAUCUGUCUGUCCUUCUGUCCCUCUUCCCAUUCACCUGUCUGCCCUUCAGUCCAUCUUCCCAUUCAUCUCCUGUCCUUCUGUCUUCCCAUUCAUCUGUCUGUCCACCUGCCUGUCCUUCUGUCUGUCUGCCCAUUUAUCUGUCCGUUCACCUGCCUGUCCUUCUGUCUGUCUGCCCAUUCAUCUUUCUCUCUUCCCAUUCAUCUGUCUAUCCAUCUGCUUAUCCUUCUGUCUGUCUGCUCAUUCACCUGUCUGUCCUUUUGUCUGUAUACCCAUUCAUCUGCCUGUCCUCCUGUCUGUCUGCACAUUCAUCUGUCUGUCCUUCUGUCUCUCUGCCCAUUCACCUGCCUGCCCUUCAGUCCAUCUUCCCAUUCAUCUGCUGUCUUUCUGUCCAUCUUCCCAUUCACCUGUCUGUCCUUCUAUCUGUCUUCCCAUUCAUCUCUUGUCCUUCUAUCUGUCUGCCCAUUCAUCUUUCUGUCUUCCCAUUCAUCUGUCUGUCCAUCUGGCUGCCCUUCUGUCUGUCUCUCUUGCCAUUUGUCUGUCCAUCUGGAUGUUAGCAGAUGAUCUGUCCCCGUC
Antechinus flavipes (yellow-footed antechinus) is the source of this 1161-nucleotide messenger RNA. RefSeq lists its product as uncharacterized. The record is from RefSeq and is a predicted model, not a curated record. The transcript has 3 exons. NCBI's taxonomy places the organism in Eukaryota, Metazoa, Chordata, Mammalia, Dasyuromorphia, Dasyuridae. Bases 1 to 1149 code for a protein of 382 amino acids.